AAAAGACCACAGCAAAAAAGGAAAGAGAGAGAGAGAGGGAGGGACAGGGAGAGAGGGAGAGAGACCUACUUUUAAAAAGUCGAGGAACAAGAGCAACGACGCAAACAGUGGAGCGGAGUGAAAGGGGCCUCCGCCAUGUCAUCCAUCCUGAAAGAGACGGCCCUCCUGGAGGACACCAACAACGAGAGCUUCUGGAUGCCGGGUAACUACCAGCGCACGGUGAAGCGGACCCAGGGCUCCUUCCAGGUGUGCAACGAGCUGGUGGCCUGCUUCCAGGAGCGGGCGCGGGUGGAGCGGCAGUACGCGCAGCACCUGAGCGACUGGAGCAGCAAGUGGAAGCCCCUGGUGGAGAACAGCCCGCUGUACGGGUCCCUGCUCCAGGCCUGGCAGUGUUUCCUCACCUCGGCCGACCGCCUCUCCGAGCUGCACUCCUCCAUCUGCAAGUCCCUGGUGUCGGAGGACGGCGAUCGGGUGAAGACCUGGCAGAAGGAGACCUUCCACAAGAAGAUGUUCUGCGGCUUCCGCGAGUCGCAGGACCUGGAGUCGGGCUUCUCGAGAGCUCAGAAGCCCUGGGCCAAGAGGCUGAAAAAGCUGGAGAAGGCCCGGGGGAACUUCCACAAGGCGGCCCGCAAGGAGCAGGCGGCUCGGGACCGGGAGGCGCACGCCCAGGGGAACCCCGAUAUCGCCAUCGAGAAGCAGAGGAAGAUACAAGAGCAGAGGGAAGAGACUGAGGAGGAGACAAAGAAGAUGCGCCUGCGCUACGAGAAGGUGCUGGAGGAAGUGUCGCGGUACGCCCCCCGCUACAUGGAGGAAAUGGAGUGCAUCUUCGACCAAUCGCAAGAGGAGGAGAGGAAGAGGAUCAGCUUCCUGAAGCAAGCCUUCCUGUCCAUACACAGACACCUGGACAUCACUAACAAUGACAGUGUGAAGGCCGUGUACAGCGAGCUCCACCACGUCAUCAUGUCCAUAAACGAGCAGGAGGACCUGCGCUGGUGGAGGAACCACCGCGGACCGGGCAUGCCCACCGACUGGCCCCAGUUCCAGGACUACGCUCCCGUAGAGAAGCCGAAGAAGGAGAAGAGGCCGAUGGAGGUGAAAGAGCCACUUGAGAGAAACGUGAUGAUUGGAGGAGUGAAAGUUAGAGCUCUGUAUGACUACGUGGGACAGGAACCGGACGAGCUCUCCUUUAAAGCAGGCGAGAUGUUCCUGAAGAUUGAAGAUGAGGACGACCAGGGCUGGUGUCGGGGGAUCAAGGAUGAUGGGAAGGAAGGCUUGUACCCGGCUAAUUACAUAGAAGUUGUGCUGUAACUCAAACUCGCCACUGGGGGGGGGGGGGGAUACUAAGCGAUUAAACCCUUGGGGCCUGGAGUCUCAGAAGUGGUUUUUUUUUUUUCCCCCGAGCUUCGCUCUGUUUACCUGAACACACUGCAGUGCCUUUAUUUCUUCAGUUGGAUUUUUGCGGGUCGGUUUGGAAGAUUUUGCAUGUCUGCCCUUGCGUUGGUCUGCGUGUGUCUCCAUUGGAGGUUUCGUUUAAAUGAGAUUUACCCACAUGCAAAAACAGUCAGUUAAUGUCACUUUUAAAAAAGAGGAAAUUUUUGUAUUAAUUGAGAAAAAAACACAGAACUGUCUCCCCUGCUCAUACAAUGAGGAGUGUGCUUGCGUACUGAUUUGAUAGGAGAUUGCUGAGGCUUGCCAGACUCAACAAGACCAAACUUGAGUUGCUCACUACUGUAGCAUUGGCUAACACAACAGACCAAUGAAGACACCAGCUGCAGUGAGGUAUUUUCCCCACAACAAUCAACACCAGAUCUGCCCUUCGAAAAAGAGUGAGGAGGAGUGUGAACAGAGAGGUCAAGGGUUCCCCAAAGGGGUAUAAUCUAACACUUAACGUGGCUGGCUCUCCAAAUGUUAGAGUUUAACGAGUAACUAAGGGCAUUUUGAUUUGCUUUUGGCUUCCAUGUAAGCUAGGUAACUAGCCUAUUUAUUUAACAUGGUCUUAAUGUGCCUUGACGUUUUUUAAUGAGUUAAUCGGCUAUGGCUAUAUCACAGUCAUUUGACCACCUACAACCAUGCUGUUACUGUUGCUAAAUUUUUCUCCCGAACCAGAACUCCGGACAGCUAAUUAGCAACUGGUAAACCUGCCAUCCAGUUUGUCAAUGACUAAGUUUCCAGAUUGUUCUAAUGCUCAUCUUUGCUCUCAAGCAAUGUCAACAACACAGGCUGUUAUUGAAAAUAUUCUUGGAAGCACAACUUUACUGGUGCACGCAAUGUUCUGCACAGAUUUACACAAGUAACUUGUAACAUCUUAAGAUGUACAGUUAUGCUAAUUACACAUUUUUAUUACCAGUGUUUUUUUUUUCCCCCAUUGAGGAAUGGCUUUCAAACGGGUCCAGCAAGGGAUCGAGAGCCAGGGAACCAAUCACAGUUUUUCACUAUGUUUGAACGCCACAGUUAUGACUUUUAUCGUUAAAGUAGGUGCUAUAUUGAUUAUGAGCUUUCGUGAAAACCUGCACUGCAUAGCUUUGAAGACAGUGUUUUUAUGCUUGCGUUUCAGUAUGUGUGUCAAUUUGUCCAUGACAUAAGCUCUUGUUCUUUUUUUCUGGGCUCGCAAAAUGACUUCAACAUAGUUUAAUGCAGUAUUUCACAACCCAGGUCCUGGGGAUCCACUGCCCUGCAUGUAUUAGAUGUCUCCCUGCUCCAAAACACCUGAUUCAGAUGAACGGGUCGUUAUCAGGCUUCUGCAGAGCUUGAUGAUGACCCGUUCAUCUGAAUCAGGUGUGCUGGAGCAGGGAGACAUCUAAUACCUGCAGGGCAGUGGGUCCCCAGGACCUGGGUUGAGAAACACUGGUUUAAUGCAUUCGCACAAGGGAGGUUUUAAAGGCUAGAUGUUGUUGCACAAUGGUUUGGCGGAGUAUUAAACUGCAGUCCGUGGAUUAAAUUGUUGUGAGCAAAGCUUUGUAAGUUUUGGGCCAUUGGAACUGAGUACCUGAUUUUCGAGUCAUAAAACGGGAGUGUACUGUAUGGGAUUAUUUCAAUUUUGUAGUUAGCAUUAUAAUUAGCAUUAUGCGUUCAUCGUCAUGACUACGGACAGCUAAUUCGCAGCUGCGGUUCUCUGCUAUGGAUUUAUUUUUUUUAAAAAUUUUUGAGGAAGGGAGUCUUCCACAGUGUUCUUCAUUCACCUUGGCACGUUCACCUUGGCACAACCAACAUUAGCAAGACACGAUUUAAAAGUACUAUGUUGUAAGAAGAUUAUUAAAUCGAAUGGACGAGAUAA
Molecule: messenger RNA, 3274 nt
Organism: Anguilla rostrata (American eel)
Lineage: Eukaryota; Metazoa; Chordata; Actinopteri; Anguilliformes; Anguillidae
Product: protein kinase C and casein kinase II substrate protein 3
Exons: 10
Coding region: 136-1308 (390 amino acids)
Biological process (GO): plasma membrane tubulation; cytoskeleton organization; regulation of endocytosis
Cellular component (GO): plasma membrane; cytoplasm; endosome
Molecular function (GO): protein binding; phospholipid binding
Source: RefSeq, a predicted model, not a curated record